Messenger RNA from Diaporthe citri, 1098 nucleotides. RefSeq lists its product as uncharacterized. The record is from RefSeq and is a predicted model, not a curated record. The transcript has 2 exons. NCBI's taxonomy places the organism in Eukaryota, Fungi, Ascomycota, Sordariomycetes, Diaporthales, Diaporthaceae. The coding region runs from base 1 to 1098 and encodes 365 amino acids.
AUGAAGUUCUCCGUCGCGGCGCCGCUCGUCGCCCUGCUCACGGCGUUCAUCCUGGCUCUUCUCGCGUUGCUUGCUGGAAUCCAGCCUCAUUUCAUGCCAGACGCGUAUAUAGUCCGGAUUAUUGAGAAGCCUGAUGAUCCGGGCUCCAACAAUACAGACCUUGCAGGCACCGACAAAGAAAACUUGUCUACCUCGACAACGGCCCAACAUGGAAACUCUUCGAUCCCAGACAUAGGAAACACAAAUUCCAGCUCUUCCUCUCACGGCUCAGACUCUAUUACGGGGACGAGCUCUAGCCCGCGGCCAGCUUCACCAACACACAGUCAUGCCGCGAUGGAAACGACUUCGGAGAAUGAGCACGGGUGCAUAUUCGGGCCGCACGGUGAAUGCCAAAUCGCAUAUGAGAAACAGGUGGACAAAGCCCAGGGUAUUUUUCCCACCAUGAAGCUUGUGCACUUCGAAAGCUACGACGAUCACGUCCUGAUUCAUGCCCGCUCUGACCCUGGGAAUCACACCUCCAACACGACUGCAACGAACUCUCCAUUCGAAGCUUGGAGUAUGCACUUCUUGACCAACUGCGCAUGGGAGGGCAAGGAAAAAGUCGGCAACUGCUCAAAGCCGUGGGAUUUUGAGAGUUACCUGCUGCAGGGUGAGGCAGACAAAGAUGAUUCUCUGGAAGACGAUUCUGCGGAAGACGGUGCUCCGCAAGAAGGUCAUCCCCCUCGGUCACCGUCUUUUCUCUUGACGAGAAAUGCCGUCAAUGCCAGUGAAUCAGAAUCUGAGGAUGACGAGUUCGACAAAAUGUGGAAUAAGUUGAUAAAAAACAGGGCCGGGUUUUCAAAGGUUCACGUAACAGGUUGUGUCCUCGUCGGCCUCUCGUUUCUCUGUACUGCCAUCAGCUUCUUCAUCCUUCCCGCGCUCGGGAAGUGGAUCAGUGUUGGGAAUCUGGUUCUUGCCACACUUGCAACGAUCUUCCUGCUCACCAGCAGCAUAUUCACGGCCGUGCUAGCAAAUAAGGUACGACACAGACACAAGGAAUCGGAGUUUUCCGGAGGCUACGAUGUUGAGUCGAGUGACAAGUUCGAGGCUUUGGUCUAG